Saccostrea cuccullata (small rock oyster) is the source of this 2202-nucleotide messenger RNA. RefSeq lists its product as uncharacterized. The record is from RefSeq and is a predicted model, not a curated record. Gene Ontology annotation, molecular function: metalloendopeptidase activity; zinc ion binding; protein binding. The transcript is spliced from 11 exons. Lineage: Eukaryota; Metazoa; Mollusca; Bivalvia; Ostreida; Ostreidae. Gene Ontology annotation, biological process: proteolysis. Bases 1 to 2082 code for a protein of 693 amino acids.
AUGGACAUCAUUGUAAAAGCGAACAGGGAAUCAGGAAUGUUGGAGAAUCUGCUGGAGGGAGACAUUGUAGGACAACCAUUGCUGAAUGUAUGUAUACAGGGUAGCUAUGGUCUCAGUGUUAUACAGUCGGCAAUAGACCAGUACAACAGUGAUCAGUCCUGUCUGAAGUGGAGACCGAGGACAAACGAGGAGGACUAUGUCGUCAUCAGAGAUGGAGCGGGAUGCUACUCCUCCAUUGGUCGAGACACUGGUCCUCAGAACCUCGUUCUGGGUUCCACCUGCUACUACAAAGGUGUCAUUUUGCAUGAGAUGAACCACGCUGCUGGGUUCUUCCACGAACAAAGUCGGUAUGAUCGAGACGAUUACAUACUAGUCAACUGGGAAAAUGUGCAGGAUGGUAAAACUAGAGAUUUUACCAAACAGCAAAAGAAUAUAAUGGAUACUUUGGGAACCAUUUAUGACUAUGGCAGUAUCAUGCACUAUGGUGCAACAACCUUCUCUAAAAAUGGAAGUCCAACACUAGUGGCAAAGUUCAACACUCGAGGAACUAUGGGCCAGCGUUCUGGAUUUAGUGAAAUGGACAUCUGGAAGAUCAAAAAGUUGUAUGGUUGUGAGAAUGGAGAUCCGCCCUUGCCAGUAUGGAAGCAAACAGAUCAAACUACUCCUACAACUAUUACUACUACUAAAGAAACAAAAACUUCCGAUCACAUGACACAUUCUCGGAUAACGACUCGUCCAUCUUCCAUUGCUACGUCAUCAACAUUCACUAGUACGUCACGACCAACAACACAGAAAUCUACGUCAACAACGACAGUAUCUGCAACUAAAAAGGCUUGUGCAGAAAAAUCCAAACUUCCAAGUGGUAUACCAGGGAAAGUGCAAGAUUUUCAGGUUGUUUUAAUUGAGAACACACUAAGAGUGUUCUGGUCUCCUCCAUGUACAAGUGUUCCUUUAAGCGGCUAUCUAUUGACAAUAAAGAAUAGUCAGCAACAUGCGACAAUCACAAUUGCUCCGAAUCGUCAAACGCACUAUAUCUACACAGCAAAUCACCCUGGUAGCCGAUAUGAAAUGACAGUGACAGCUUUGUCACAAAACGGACGAGGAGAAACCUCGCCCCCGAUAUCCGCUAUUUCCGCAUGUGGGUAUGAUAUCGUUCUCCCUCCAAAUGGAACCAUUCGUUCCCUUCAUUCGCCAUACUUCUUGAAUGAGUAUUACGAACCCGAUGUCGCCUGUCAAUGGAAUGUAAGGGCAUCUGUUGGUCAAAGGUUAAAAAUACAUUUCGAUUCCAUAAACUUGUCAGAUAACACGUCAGCAUGCACUGAAGAUUACGUCAUGAUAAACGAUGACCGUUACUGCAAAAAGUCCCCACCUGGUGGAUAUUAUAUCACAAAAGAAAGAGAUGCCAAGAUAAUUUUCAGGUCCUCUUUUGGAAGUGCUAAUAAACAUGGCGGAUUUAAUAUAUCCAUUGAAGCUAUAGAUACAACACCUCUAGUUAAACAAGUGAUUAAUUCAGCGGGAGUGAUAGGACUGGCCUGGGAUUCCCCAGAGAAUACAAAGAAUUCGUCAUACAAUUCCGUCUUCAAAUACAGAGUACUACCAAACAAUGAUCAAGAAGUGCUCAAGUUAGGACCGAGUGUACGCCAGUUCGUGUUUCCUACAGGUCACAAUAUAGGAAGACAGUACGAACUAGAGUUAUCGACCCUCAUAGAAGAGGAAGAAGGAAGACCCCUGAAGUUCACUCUAAGAUCUGAUUGCGGUCAUAAUGUAACAGUGGAUCACCCAGGAAGAAUUCAAAAUCCACCAUCGUUUGGUUUAUAUCAACCUGAUGUAGUCUGUGAAUGGUAUUUUUCUCCAUUUCAACAACAGAAUUUUCGAUUGAGCAUUUCGAUUUUGGACUUGGAAUUGUCACCAAACUGUGAAAAUGAUUUCUUGGAAAUUGAUUCACAGAAAUAUUGUGAUGUUACAACUAUACCCGCAAGUGCUCUGAAAUUUAAUGAUACCGUCAAGGUUGUUUUUCGUUCUAAUAAUUCAUUACAAAGAAGAGGAUUUUCAUUGCAAUACGGACCGGUUUGUACUUGUUAAGAAUUUUUUAAAGCACUUAGAAUUGCAGUUUCUUCUAUUGCCUUUUUUAAAAAAGAUAUUUUAUAUAAAAUACACAUGUAUGAUAAAGAAAAGUUUCAUAUUUUUGUUAUUAUGAAAUUU